Messenger RNA from Alligator sinensis (Chinese alligator), 1047 nucleotides. Its product is annotated as protein Wnt-4-like. Bases 1 to 1047 code for a protein of 348 amino acids. The transcript has 5 exons. The record is from RefSeq and is a predicted model, not a curated record. Gene Ontology annotation, biological process: canonical Wnt signaling pathway; cell fate commitment; neuron differentiation. Gene Ontology annotation, molecular function: cytokine activity; frizzled binding. Gene Ontology annotation, cellular component: extracellular region. Lineage: Eukaryota; Metazoa; Chordata; Crocodylia; Alligatoridae.
AUGGAGAUUGUCCAGCUGUAUACACUGCUGAUUCCAGUACAGCAUGUCCUUGCUGUGACCUGGCUGUACCUGGCAAAGCAACCCUCCUUGCGUGGGGUCCUACGAGAUCCUAGUGCCUGUGAGGGUUUAAAGGGCCUCACAGAGGAACAGGUACGGAUAUGCCAGCGGCAAGCAGAGGCCAUGGACUCAGUGAAGCGGGGAGCGGAGCUGGCCGUAGAGGAGUGUCAACACCAGUUCCAGAACCGCCGCUGGAACUGCUCUACUCUCCAGGGCCUGCAGGUCUUUGGCAAGGUUGCCAUGCAAGGGACAAGAGAAUCUGCUUUUGUUCAUGCCAUCUCCUCUGCGGGAGUAGCGUUUGCCAUCACUCGGGCCUGCAGUCGUGGGGAGCUGGAGAAGUGUGGAUGUGACCGCAGGAUCCGAGGGGUCAGCCCUGAAGGGUUCCAGUGGUCAGGCUGUUCUGAUAACUUGUCCUAUGGAAUUGCCUUUUCUCAAGCCUUUGUGGAUAACCCAGAGCGGAGCCGUGGCAUCUCCUCCAGUCGAGCUCUCAUGAAUCUGCACAACAAUGAGGCUGGUCGGAAGGCCAUCCUGUCCCACAUGAAGGUGGAGUGCAAGUGUCAUGGGGUAUCAGGCUCCUGUGAAGUGCGUACCUGCUGGAAAGUGAUGCCCCCAUUUCGCAAGGUGGGCAAUGUCUUGAAGGAGAGAUUUGAGGGGGCAACCGAGGUGCACCCAAAACGAGUUGGUUCACGCAAGCUCCUGGUGCCCAAGAGCUCCCGUUUCAAACCCUACACAGCUCAUGACCUGGUCUACUUGGUGGCCAGCCCAGACUUCUGCAACUGGGAUCCCCGCCGCGGAGUUUUUGGCACCUCUGGACGCCAGUGUAACCGAACAUCCCAUGCCAUGGAUGGCUGUGAGUUGCUGUGCUGUGGGCGAGGCUUUCGCACAGCCCAGGCUGAGGUGGUGGAGAGGUGCAGCUGCAAGUUUCGCUGGUGCUGCUCUGUGAAGUGCAAGCAGUGCCGGCACCUGGUGGAAGUGCACAGCUGCCGCUGA